UAAAGUCCUAAACACGAGGGAGAGAUUCCUCAAAGACGCUGCCACGGAGAGAGGGCAUUACUUUGCUUUUUUGCUUUUCAAAGGUCAGCAACCAACUCAUUCAUAACACACAUACCAGCACACAUCUAUGUACCAGCUCCGGCAGGUGCAUUGAGAAUUUUUAAAUGGUGUCUUUGUUAAUAUUUAGAACAAUGCUACAUGCGUUGUACAUUUACGUGCAUAUAUUACUAUAUAUAUAGUUGUAUACACACACUAUUUCGUCCAUAAUCACCUUUGGUUCUGUUUCAAUAUCGCUCUCGUGUCAACGAAGACAAAAAGAGCUUCAGAGGAAGCUUCGUCUCUCCUCCCCCUCCACCAUCUACUCUGUCCCUGACUUGCUCGCUUUCACUUUUUUGUCUGAUUCCAUCCUCACCCAUUUCACAAUAUAAGCUCUUUUGCAGCUAACACCAUCUCACUCUGUCACAGCUGCAUUUGAUUUGCUUGUUUCUAUUUUGUUCCCACUUAUUGUUUCUGUUUUGUGAUUGCUCUGCCAAAAGAAUUUCUCUCUUUUUUUUUUUAUUUCUCUUCUUUCGAUUGCUACUGUUUACUUGGUUUUUGUCAUUGAGGCAUUUGUUCGAACACUUGAGGGGUAUUUAGGUUGUACCGGAGAGGAAAGUUUCACGCUUCAUUGGGUUCAAUUUGAAAGAGAAUGUCUUCCUCUGUUUCAAUGGAAACCCGGAAAAGGAAAUCCCGAGAAGACGACGAUGAAGCUUCGAGCUUCUUCUCUUUGGACGAGCUUAACCAAGACCUGCUCGAGAGGGUUCUUUCAUGGCUUCCAACCUCCACCUUCUUCCGCCUCGGUUCAGUGUGCAAAAGAUGGAAAUCUGUCGCGGCUUCUGCGACUUUCCGGCUUGCCUGUGCUCAGAUUCCCUCUCGGGACCCCUGGUUCUUCAUGGUUGAUCUUGAUCCCCACCUCAAUCAAUCCAUUGUCUUUGACUCUGCUGAGAAAAAUUGGAAACAGCUCAACCACCCGCCUCUUCUCCUCCAAAGCUCUUGCCCCAAUUUCAUUCCCGUUGCAGCGUCGGGCGGGUUGAUCUGUUUCCGCAAUGUUGCAUCCAAUGAGUUCAUUGUUUCCAACCCCGUGACGGGUUCUUGUCGAAAGCUCCGUCCUUUCCCACAAAACCAUAAUUCACUUCAUGCCAUUGCUAUGAAUUCCACUUCCUCUUCCUCCUACAAGCUUGUCUUAGUCUCAGGUGAGCUUCCAAAACUCUCAUUCCAAGUGUACAAUUCAACAAUUGAUAAUUGGGAAGAAGAGACUAUCCUAAAUAGAAAGGCUGGUUACUCUCUGGAGCAUGACAGAGAGGAUGAUGAUACAGUGUAUUUUCUUAGCAAGGCAGGCAAUGUAGUAGCAACCAACAUGCAGAGAAGCCCGUCUAAGCAGUACUCAUCAGUCAUUACUUUGAAAAACAAUGAGGAGAUAGUUUAUUUCCUUAGCUCCUCCGGGACGAUUGUGGCUUGCAAUCUAACUCACAAGUGCUUCUUUGAGUACCCGAGGCUGUUGCCUGUAUUCUCCGAGUACUCCAUUGAUGUGGUUGAGUGUAGAGGAGAGAUGUUGGUGGUUGUGCUAUCGGAAUUCCUAGAAAGCGCGAGCCUCAGGGUGUGGAGAUUUGACGAGGACAAUCGGUCUUGGCAUCAAAUUGCAGCAAUGCCUCCGGCUAUGUCACACGCCUUUUAUGACAAGAAGGUGGAUAUAAACUGCACUGGAGCCGGUGACCAGAUAUUGGUCUGCGUAAACUCUGCCGAGCUUUGUAGCUAUGUUUUAUGUGAUCUGGUGCGCAAAGAAUGGGUUGAAUUGCCCGCUUGUUGCAUGAAUGGCAAAGCCAAGAAGUUCAUGUCUGCAUUCUCUUUUGAACCUAGGAUUGAGGCUUCUUUAUGAGAAAAAAACUGAAUGAACUGAUGGAUAUGUAUUGAGGUUGAGGAGUGCCUUCUAUUUUUUAUUUUUUGUUGUGAUUUCAAAUUUUACAUGUUUUCUUUUUAGGUGUUCUUUUAUAAUCAUUCUUCUUCAUAUUGUCCAAGAAACUAGCCUAUUGAAGUAGGCAUGAAAUCAAUGUCAAUGUGGGUAUUUUGCCAUGGAAAUGAGAGACUAUGCUUUGUUGCCUAAAUUGUCAA
This is a messenger RNA of Cornus florida, 2148 nucleotides long. Its product is annotated as F-box only protein 13. The record is from RefSeq and is a predicted model, not a curated record. Bases 689 to 1915 code for a protein of 408 amino acids. Gene Ontology annotation, molecular function: protein binding. The transcript has a single exon. Lineage: Eukaryota; Viridiplantae; Streptophyta; Magnoliopsida; Cornales; Cornaceae.